Messenger RNA from Linum trigynum, 1149 nucleotides. NCBI's taxonomy places the organism in Eukaryota, Viridiplantae, Streptophyta, Magnoliopsida, Malpighiales, Linaceae. The record is from the annotation of a GenBank genome assembly.
AUGAAGGUUUUAUAUACCAUGUGGAUGCGCAGGGCCUUUCUACCUUUCAGCGCCCUUCUGCUUCCAGUGCAUCUUCUUUUCGCAGACGGCAUUUUUAGUUUUCCCCCAAUUCCAAUUGCGAUGGCGGUGAUCCGAUUUUCCGACGCUGAUGUGCAAGUGGGAGACAGCCGCGGCGAACUCACGCUAGUUGGGAGGGUUUGCGGUUCGCGACCAGCCUUGCACGCCCUCAAGGCAGACCUGUUGCGGCUGUGGAAUUGUUCGGCUGCGAUUUCCAUUGUGCCGCUAAAUUGGGACCUAAUUCAAGUGGUGUUCUCAACGGCCAAGGAUCUCAACAGGGUGCGGAAAAACUCCCCUUGGUUCAAGCCCAAAUAUGUGCUCCAUCUGAUCCCUUGGGAGACGCCAUCUCCUUCCUUGGUUGAUUCCCUCCUUCGUGUGCCAUUGAUGGUCCAACUUUGGGGCAUCCCCUACACCUGUUGUACGGAGCGCCUUGGAACGCUGAUGGGAGCUUCUCUCGGUGCCGCGGAUCCGACGACCAUCCAUCAAUCGGAGAUUACUGGCGGGCUGUAUGUGCGAGUUAAAGUCUGGAUUGAUGACUCUGCCCCGCUGCCUUAUGAGGUUCCGGCGCUACAUGAUGAGGCCGGUAAAGGUGAAUUCACUGCUGCUGUUAAGUUUGAGCGUUUGCCCCAGUUUUUCUACUUGUGUGGUGUUGUUGGCCAUACAGGUGUCCGCUGCCUGCGAAAAGAGGAGCUCGGAGGUACACCGAUGCGAAAUGGCACGCAUACGAUUAGCCUAGACAAGGGACCCUGUGUUGAUGAGCGAACUUUAGAUCGCAAGAGGAAGUUCACUUGGAUCCGCAAAGCAGAUAAGAGCGAGACAAAGGCUUCUCUCUGGGGGCCUUUGUCGAGUCGUUCAGGGGCCAUAGUUGUCCACAACAAGCUGCAGCAACUCUCCAUUGAGGCAGGCGAAAUCAAUGAGGCUGCCCCUUCUCUUGCUCCUGCGGCAAAGUCACCAAAAGGAGGAGCAGUACCUGAUCCGAUAGAGCCGAUUGCCAAAAGGCCUCGGAUUUCCCAACAAGGUUCUUUUAUAGAUGCUGAGAUAAGUUCAAGGGUGGAGGCAACCGACCCAGACCAGUCCCAGUCCAUCAAAUGA